Molecule: messenger RNA, 4777 nt
Organism: Rhagoletis zephyria (snowberry fruit fly)
Lineage: Eukaryota; Metazoa; Arthropoda; Insecta; Diptera; Tephritidae
Gene: tn
Product: tripartite motif containing protein thin
Biological process (GO): proteasome-mediated ubiquitin-dependent protein catabolic process; protein polyubiquitination
Cellular component (GO): nucleoplasm
Molecular function (GO): ubiquitin protein ligase activity; protein binding; zinc ion binding
Source: RefSeq, a predicted model, not a curated record
AAAUAAACCCAUGCACUGUUAUAAGUAGUUAAAAAUAUUUACAAAAAAAAAAUAAACCAAAGUGCGUUUUGAACGCCAACAUUUACUUGUGAUUUAGUAUUAGACAAAAAAAAUUAAGUAAAAAUCUAGCGGUAAUUUUAGUUUUGAAGUACUGUGAGCAAAAAAUAAAGACCGCAUAGCGUUAACAAAAAAAAAAACCGAACGUGCACAGUGUGCAGCAGAAUUUUGAUGUGGCCACUAAAAUUGUGAAAAAUGGAGCAAUUUGAGCAAUUACUGACCUGUUGUGUAUGCCUUGAUCGGUAUCGCAUACCAAAACUGUUACCAUGCCAACAUUCAUUCUGUAUGGAGCCAUGUAUGGAAGGCCUUGUGGAUUAUGUUCGACGACAAGUAAAAUGUCCUGAGUGCCGUGCAGAACAUCGCAUCCCAUACAAUGGAGUACAAGCAUUUCCAACGAAUGUCACAUUGCAGCGUUUCCUUGAGUUACACAUCGAGAUAACCGGUGAAUUGCCAGAUCCGACAUCAGGGCAAAUUAUGGAGCGCUGCAGUGUUUGUUCAGAGAAAUCGUAUCUCUCAUUUUGCGCGCAUUGCGAGAAGAAAAUUUGCGAAGACUGCAAGAGCGCCCAUAUGGACAUAUUGCGUCGUGAGAUAACCCGAUUCAAUUCACAAAUUCGCCGCAGUUUGCACCGCUUGCAAGACACACUUGCUAUUAUUGAGAAAAACACUACUAGCCUGCAAACCAAUUGCGUGGGAGUGAGCGAGGAGAUCGACGAGAUCUAUAGACGUAUAACGAAGGCAAUUAAAGAUCGCUCUGACCAGCUGAAGGGUGAAGUCGAUCGCUAUUUGACAGUCGAGAUGCGCAAUCUGACAACGCUCAAGGAAAAUCUUGACCAUGAGAUACAGAAUAUUAAUAGCAAUUGCGACAUUGUCGAUAAGUACAUGAACGAUACAGUCGAAUGGGAUGACUGCGAAUUGAUGGACACGAAAGAGAUAUUCCUCAAGACGGUUGAGUUCCUACGCCACUUCGAAUAUGAGAAUGCGGACUAUACACGUCGUGUGCGCUUUCUAGUGUCCAUUGACCCCAACCAGCUUGUAAUGAAUCUAGCCACCUUUGGUGACUUGAACAUAGCACCGCACUCACAACCCGCAGGUUCGUUGAGCAGUUCACAUUUGGCGCCACCAUCUGCCUUACAACCAGGCUUGAUGCGUUCGAAGAGCGAUCACCGCCUUGCUACGCAAUUCCGUCAACAAGAGGAUCGUGUCGGCUAUAAUGACGAACCGGUUUUGGGUGGUCGCAAAUUCGGCGAACGACCAGUGCGUGCCAACAACGAGCGAUAUGGUGAUGGCGGCAAUAGUCGCUAUGGUCGCGGUGCCGACUACGACUACGAGAAUGAAUUUGACAACGAACAGCCAACAUCCCGCACAGGAAAGUCCUCGCGCUUUCGUUCCCGUUUCGUGCGCUCUCAUCAGAAUGAGGACUCUGACAGUGAACAACAGCAAACACAACGUCAGCAAGAGUUGGAGAAGAAGAAGGAUCGCGUACUAACCGGCGAAGAUGUGUCACGGGGACAACUCAGUGGCAUUAUUCGCUUGAGUGAUUGUGCGCGUGUCAUACAACGUUUGGCGGAUAUUGGCAAGGAGAAAAAAGAGAAGAAGGUGGAUACUGCCGCACAGGCAGCUGUACAAGCGGCGAUUCAAGCACAAAAAGCGUCGAUGCAGCGUCCGAGGCAACAGGCGGCGGCCGCGCAACGACAAGUAUCCGAAGACGAUGAAAUUGGACGCAUUAAGCGCCAGAAUAAGAGCACACCAGGUGGUGCUGCAGCAGCAGUAGCGGCAGUUAAUACCGGCAGUACGGCUGUUCAGACCGCUGAAUCUGAGCGACCUCCUGCGGACCGUGUAGCCGCACUGAAGCGUACUGGAGUGGCACAAGGCACCAGCGAAGAGAGUGACAGCUCUAAUCAUGCUUCACCAGUGCGUAGGACGCCACCACCAAGGGCUGAGCCUAAGGCGCCAGUGUCAGCACAGGUAGCGGCCGUGAAGAAGACCACCCGUUCGGGCAGCAGCGAUUCGACAGCGUCAACAGAAAGUUCUACCAGCUCAGCUGCCGCUGCAGCACCGAGCAGUUCUCGUGUUCGCGAGAGCCCCGCACGUACGCGUGCCACAGCCGCAGCAGCAGCCGCCGCCACUAGCAGUGUGGCCAACGCCAACGCCGGCAGCAGCAACAGCAGCAGCAAAACUGCAACAACUGAGAAGAAACCCUUCGUUAGCCGUUUCCUGCCACAACAUAGCAGUGCAGCUGCUAGCAGCGAUAAAAAGAAGCCAGCAAGUGAAUCGAGUAGUGAGGAAGAAACCUCCACAGAAGAAUCCGAGGACGAAGUAGACAAUAAGUCGAAAACAACUGCAACAGCCGGCUCAAGCUAUGCCGCGAAGAGCUCAGCGGGCAGCAGUGCACUCUCAUCGGGAGGUGCAGGCAGCUCGAGUGGCGCUUCUUCUUAUCGCGAUCGCUUGGAAGCUAGACGCAAUUCGCGCGAUGACGCCUCUUCGCGUACCUCGUCGAGCUAUGCAACUCCGUCCAGCAGCGGCACCAGCGGUUAUGGUUCUUCUACGCGCCAACGACCCGUGCCAGCAUCACAUCACGCUCACGAAUCGGACGAUCGUUAUGGCAGUGGCAGUAGCAGUGCCGCCACAGGCAGCAGCUACACAAGCCGCUUUCUAAAUAAAAGCAAAAGCAGCGCAAUUGUAUCACAGCCAUCGCUCUCCACGCCCACCGCCUCCUUCGAUGAGGAUGCCAACGGCACUGGCGACGAUUCGGACUCACGCUAUGGCACCGGACGUUCGCGCUAUUUGGCAAUGAAGGAGCGACGCAGCCGCUUGGCGCGCAGUCGCUCGUCACAUGCGCUCGGCAAUGACGACGACGAUUUGGAUGAGCCCGUAUCGCCCACAACGGCAUCGCCAUCUGCUUACUUGGCUUCAAGAUAUUCUGGCUAUGGCGGUUCGGAUUUGGCUCGCAGCCGUUCUUCGCAUGCAUUGAAAUCGCGUGACAAUUCACCCAUGAACGAUCGCAGCACCGCAUCGACACGCAGCGCCAUCGUGAGCGCCGCCGGCUCUAGCACGUCCGCCGCAGCGGACAGCAAAGAUGGCGAGGCGUUAAGCUCUUGGGCGCGCUACUUAAAGAACAAAUAUGGCAACAAGACCGCCAAGGACACACCGUCGUCCAGUAGUGGUAGCGGCGUCUCAGCUUUGCCAUCAUCGUCACAUGGCCAUGGCGCUGGCGCUGGCGUUGGCAGCAGCAGUAGCAGUGCGAGCCGUAGUCACGCCAGCGACGUGUCGCGUCGCCUGAGUUUGGGGCUGCCGUUGCGGCAGGCAAACGAGCUGGGCUCAUCCGAUGAUGACGGUUCAAAAAACGGGCUAGGCUCCCCUACCUCCCCUACGGUAGCAGCAGCAGCAGCCGGUAUAACCGGAGUAGCAGGUACUUCCCUUAGGCAAUUGUACUUGCGCAAACGGCAGCAGCUGUUCCAAUUGGGGGGACGGGGGAGCGAGCCCGGAUCCUUUACAUGGCCACGCGGCGUAGCAGUCGGCCCGGACAAUAGCUUCGUUGUGGCAGAUUCGUCCAAUCAUCGUGUACAGGUGUUCGAUUCGAAUGGCAUCUUUGUUAAAUCAUUCGGCGAAUUUGGUGCACGCGAGGGCGAAUUCGAUUGCUUGGCCGGUGUGGCAAUUAAUCGCAUUGGACAAUACAUAAUAGCAGACAGAUAUAAUCAUCGCAUACAAGUACUCGAUCCACAAGGACGCUUUUUGCGCGCAUUUGGCUCACAAGGUACCACCGAUGGCAAAUUCAAUUAUCCCUGGGGCAUAGCAACCGAUUCAUUGGGUUUCAUUUAUGUUUGUGACAAAGAAAACCAUCGUGUGCAGGUGUUUCAAUCUGACGGCACCUUCGUUGGUAAAUUUGGAAAACUCGGUCCCUUGGAAGGAGAACUAGAACAUCCACACUACAUCGCUGUUUCGAAUACGAAUCGUGUUAUUGUAUCCGAUUCCAAUAAUCAUCGAAUUCAGAUUUUCGACGUCAAUGGAAAAGUUUUGAAAACAAUCGGUUCCGAGGGCUCUGAUGACGGACAACUAAAGUUCCCACGGGGCAUUGCUGUGGAUGAUCAAGGAUAUAUUGUUAUUGCCGAUGCUGGUAAUAAUCGGAUACAGAUUUUCAAUCCGGACGGCACAUUCUUGAAGGCUUUCGGUUCAUGGGGUUCUGGACGUUCAGAAUUCAAAGGACUCGAAGGUGUUGGUAUUAUGUCGAAUGGAAAUAUAUUGGUAUGCGACCGUGAGAAUCAUCGUGUACAAGUCUUCUAAAUAGCGACCAUGAACAAUCACUAGAAAAAUAAAUUUAAAAAUUCUAAUUACAAUUAUAUAAAUAUACACAUAUGUUUGCACACUCAAAAUAAUUAAAAUGAAUGUAAAUGCUUGAAAUAUUUAUUCAGUUUUAUAAAUGAAAUGCCAAUCGCAUCGCGGGAAAAUAGUUUGUGGUUUUGUCCUAUUUGUUUAUUAAUACGAAUAUGAAUUCAUAUCUAUGCGUAAUUAAACAGAAAAUUUGAUUUUUAUUAAUUUGUUAUCGAUAUUCAUUUGUAGUAGUUACAUAUAUGCAUCAAUUAAAAAUAGCGAAAUAGAAUAACAUUUUUUGGUUUCACGAACUUUCGCAUAAAGUUUACAGUCAAUGUCCAUAAAAAUCUAUUAACGCAUAGAAAUUUGUAGUUGGAACAUAAAAGCAUAAUAAAAUUGGAAAUUUUUUUGA